CAUUCCAACAAGUCGAAUCCUAGUCUAUGUCAGAAUGACAGCUAGUCAAGGACUACGCUUGCUCCGCGGCCGGAACUGAUGCACCAUGGAAAUAUUUAUGAGGGGAGUGACUCUUUGUAAUAGAAUAUUUAAUCUGUUGAACAUACCAAGGUGAAGGUCAGUCAAUAAGCUGUCACGAGUAGAACAGGGUAGAGUGGGGCAACACUGUCAACCAGCUGUUACUAUGGCAACAAACAGACUCCUGAGUCCCAGCCAGGCAAGCGAGUAGACACACCUGGCAUCCCAGGACAUUCUUCUGUGGGGCAGGUCGGUGAUGAGUGGAGCCACCCCAACAACAGGUACAUGCCGAGCCUGUUUCUCCGUGGAGAAGAAAUACAAGGAGAGGAGUGGAGACCCUAACUUCUUCCUACUGCAUGCUGAGCGUGACGUCAUCACCGCGCCCAAGUCUGACAAGGAGAAGAAGAAGAGGAAGAAACUGCUGCAGGAUCAGCUGGAGAAGAGAGUGGCCGCCUUGAGGAACACAGUUGGAGGAGUUGUCAUUGUCCACCUACACGGCCAGGCCAGCACUGACAGAUACCUCGAGUACUUUGAUGAGUUCAUUGGUAACCCGUUCUCCGAACUUCUUGAAGAUGGUAGACUCUUUGUUGAAACAUACGUGCGCCACUGGCUGUCCACUCUUCCCGGAUUUGAAGAUUUCUAUGAUUUCGUGCAUAUAAACGUGUGCAAGACAGCAGGUGUUGCUACUGUCGAUUUCUGCACAAAGACCUGCAACGAUUUUGAAAAGAAGAAUCCGUCAGUUUUAAAUAUUCUAUCGAUUCUGUCGCGAACGUUUUAUACAAAAGUGCACCAGCCUCAGAUCCGAGGUAUUCCACUUCCGGCGGAAGUCGACAGUCUGCACGAGAACAGAGCAAUUGAGUUGAAAACCUUUAUGAACCCAGAAGCUGAAAAGGACGUGGUUCAGUUUGUUGAUCAUGUUUGGUUCGACCUGAAACUGCGAGAAAACCUCACAUCUCUGACGAAGGUGGAACACGGAGGGUCAUUCUACGUUGGGAUUACAGAGGAAAAGAACAAGGAUACUACAUACAAAACAAAGACACCUAAAAUACUUGGCUUUCAUGUCAGUUUUCCACAUGAGAACAUCACAGAACAUAUACAGCAGAAAAUAGCAGAACAUGUUACAGUUUUACAGUUGAAUGGACUGUUUGAAGAUGCUCCCUCUGAUCUGAUUAAUAUUGCGUUUCAUGAAGUUCGUGACAGCCAUCCUCGGAAGUUUGUGUUGGAGAUUGCAGUGAGGCACUUUGACGGUAUUGUGUUCUAUGACAAAGAGGGACCCCGGACCUACCUCAUAGAUCACGGGAACAUCGUCAGGAUGACUCGGAUGGAGUGGCUGCACAGGGUCAGGUGUCGCCUGCCGCCAUGGAUCAUAUAA
Messenger RNA from Haliotis rufescens (red abalone), 1429 nucleotides. RefSeq lists its product as uncharacterized. Lineage: Eukaryota; Metazoa; Mollusca; Gastropoda; Lepetellida; Haliotidae. The record is from RefSeq and is a predicted model, not a curated record. Bases 314 to 1429 code for a protein of 371 amino acids. Gene Ontology annotation, molecular function: calcium ion binding. The transcript is spliced from 3 exons.